Messenger RNA from Corythoichthys intestinalis (scribbled pipefish), 14888 nucleotides. Its product is annotated as leucine-zipper-like transcriptional regulator 1. Gene Ontology annotation, molecular function: protein binding. The coding region runs from base 334 to 2661 and encodes 775 amino acids. The record is from RefSeq and is a predicted model, not a curated record. NCBI's taxonomy places the organism in Eukaryota, Metazoa, Chordata, Actinopteri, Syngnathiformes, Syngnathidae. Gene Ontology annotation, cellular component: Golgi apparatus. The transcript has 19 exons.
CGGUAGGGGCCAGCCGACUACACUAUUAUGACAGGUCCCCUGUUUACUAGUUGUGGUUUAAAUCGUUAUGUUUGCUUAUAUACGAGUCACUGGCUAAAACCUACAACGAACCGGUUUACGCGGAUAUCAUCCUUUUGUUUCUUAUCCUUGCACAUUUAUAGCUUUGUCUUUUCUCGUCGCAAUUUAGCAUUAGCUUUGUAGCUAGCUCUUGUUUUUAGCAUCGACCGUGUAGCGAGCUGCUAUCCGGAAGUUUGAUUUCUGUACAGGUUAAAUAUGACAUUUGCGGCAGAUGAUCUUCCCUGAUACGUGCUCACGUUGGUUGAGUGGAGAAAAAUGUCGUGCAAAUCAACCAAAGUGGCUCCAAGUGUUGACUUUGACCACAGUUGUUCCGACAGCGUGGAAUACCUCACAUUAAAUUUUGGUCCUUUUGAGACUGUUCACCGUUGGAGAAGGCUUCCUCCGUGUGAUGAGUUUGUUGGAGCAAGGCGCAGCAAACACACUGUCGUGGCAUAUAGAGAUGCUAUCUACGUGUUUGGGGGAGACAAUGGCAAGAACAUGUUGAAUGACUUGCUCCGUUUUGAUGUGAAGGACUGCUCUUGGUGUAGGGCCUUCACCACAGGAACCCCACCUGCUCCCCGAUACCACCAUUCAGCUGUGGUCUAUGGCAGCAGCAUGUUUGUUUUUGGAGGGUAUACUGGAGACAUAUAUUCCAACUCCAACCUAAAAAAUAAAAAUGAUCUCUUUGAAUACAAGUUUGCAACAGGACAGUGGACGGAAUGGAAAGUAGAGGGGAGCCUGCCAGUGGCUCGCUCAGCUCACGGAGCCACAGUUUACAGUGAUAAAUUGUGGAUAUUUGCAGGUUAUGAUGGGAAUGCCAGGUUGAACGACAUGUGGACCAUCAGCCUGCAGGACAGAGAGCAUGCAUGUUGGGAAGAGAUUGAGCAGAGUGGCGAGAUUCCUCCGUCUUGCUGCAACUUCCCUGUAGCUGUAUGCAGGGACAAGAUGUUUGUCUUUUCGGGCCAGAGCGGAGCCAAGAUAACCAACAACCUCUUCCAGUUUGAAUUCAAUGGCCACAUGUGGACCCGCAUUCCCACUGAACAUUUGCUACGAGGCUCUCCGCCACCUCCUCAGCGGCGUUAUGGCCACACAAUGGUUGCCUUCGACCGCCAUUUGUAUGUGUUCGGCGGGGCUGCUGAUAACACUCUGCCCAAUGAGCUGCACUGCUAUGAUGUGGACUCUCAGAGCUGGGAGGUGAUCCACCCCAGUCUGGACAGUGAGAUGCCAAGUGGGAGGCUCUUCCAUGCAGCUGCUGUGAUUCAAGACGCUAUGUACAUUUUUGGAGGGACUGUGGACAACAAUGUUCGCAGUGGGGAGAUGUACAGGUUUCAGUUUUCUUGCUAUCCAAAGUGUACUCUCCAUGAAGACUAUGGUAAAUUGUGGGAGAACCGACAGUUCUGUGACGUGGAAUUUAUUCUAGGAGAGCGAGAAGAAAGAGUUCUGGGACAUAUAGCUAUUGUGACGGCCAGAUGCCAGUGGCUGCGUAAGAAAAUCCUGCAGGCUCGGGAAAGACAGCGACAGAGGACCAAACAGGACAGCAGUGAGGAGAGUGAUGAAGGGGCCACAAGAGGUGGAACUCACAAGCUAUCGGGCAGACAGCCAAUGCUGGAAGUAUCCAUCAGGGAAGCAGAAGCCCAGCCUUUUGAAGUGUUAAUGCAGUUUCUCUACACAGACAAGAUUCAGUACCCACGCAGAGGUCAUGUUCAGGAUGUUCUCCUAAUCAUGGACGUUUACAAACUAGCCCUGAGUUUCAAACUCUCCCGCUUGGAGCAGUUGUGUGUUCAGUACAUCGAGGCUUCUGUUGACCUGCAGAACGUUCUCAGUGUUUGUGAAAAUGCAAACAAGCUCCAACUUGACCAGCUAAAGGAACAUUGCCUUAAUUUCGUGGUGAAAGAAUCCCACUUCAACCAGGUGAUCAUGACGAGAGAGUUUGAACAUCUGUCCACGCCACUGAUUGUGGAGAUAGUCCGACGAAAGCAGCAGCCCCCUCCGAGAUUGUACUCUGACCAGCCUGUGGACAUUGGCACCUCCCUAGUGCAGGACAUGAAGGCGUACCUAGAAGGAGGGGGCCUUGAGUUCUGUGAUAUUAUCCUGCUGUUAGAUGGGCACCCUCGACCCGCUCAUAAAGCCAUACUAGCAGCUCGUUCCAGUUAUUUCGAGGCCAUGUUCCGCUCCUUCAUGCCAGAGGACGGCCAGGUUAAUAUCUCUAUCGGUGAGAUGGUUCCCAGUAAGCAGGCAUUCGAGUCCAUGCUACGCUACAUCUACUAUGGGGAUGUUAACAUGCCUCCAGAAGAUUCUCUUUAUCUGUUUGCUGCACCAUAUUAUUACGGCUUUUCAAAUAACAGGCUGCAAGCUUAUUGCAAGCAAAAUCUGGAGAUGAAUGUCACCGUGGAGAACGUUUUGCAGAUUCUGGAGGCGGCCGAUAAGACUCAGGCUCUGGACAUGAAGAAGCAUUGCCUACACAUAAUUGUCCACCAGUUCAUCAAGGUAUCCAAGCUCCCCAACCUGCGUUCUCUCAGCCAGUUGCUGCUGUUGGACAUCAUUGAGUCUCUAGCUACACACAUAUCAGACAAGCAGUGUGCUGAGAUGGGCUCCGACAUUUAGGAUCAUGGCAAGAGACCUGCACUUUUAUUUUCCCUUUUUUUUUUAAAAAAAAAAUAUUUGUUUACAAUUUCGCCUCGCCAUUCCGCCCUUCAUAUCGUGACCGUAAUUUCUCGAGCGUAGUAUGCUAUAUUUUGUACAAAGACUUCACUAUCAGGGGGGCCGCUCCGUAGGGGACCUAUUGUCAAAAACUUAAAAUUCAAAUAUUUUCAAAACCAAAACCGCCAGCGACCUAAAACCAGAACAGGCACUUCCCUUAGCCAUAUAUGAGUUUCCAUGAGCAGCGUAAUAAAAAAAAAUCAAAAUUGUUCCCUAAUGAAAUCCGAAUUAUUUUUUAGGUUACUAUAACCAGGGGUGCUCAUAAUUUUUUUGCCCAGGUUCUCAGAGGAGGACCUGGAGAUGUGACUUGGUCCUCAUUGAGCUUGAGAGCCGACUCGCCUAAUGCGAUAAAUUUAUGACAAGCUUUACUUAGAGCCAAUUAACUUUAAUUAAUUAUAUUAACAAUUAAUGCCUGAUUAACAUCAACUGGCACAACAAAAUUGCCAUUACUUUGAAGUGAAAUGUAAAGAAAUAAACAUAAACGCACCAAUUCAAAAUAAAGGGCAUUAUGCGGCUCCCACAUUAACUCCAAGCCUUUUUAAAAGUGGGAUGUCCUCCUCAUAAGACCUCAUUGAACGUGCAUGUUUAGCUUUGUAAAAUGCGAGCAAAAACACGUUUGUCAGUGCAUGGCGCUGUUUUCAUUACCUUUAUUCUGCCACUUGUCCAUAGGGCGAGUACGGUGCUGUCUGACAUUGAUAGUUUGCUUAAUUGCCACAUGCUCUCUGUUUUUUCGUGCUUUUCAAAGUUUGGAUGGCUGAAAUUCUUUGACCCUACAUAAAAUGCGCUGCUCUUAUCGGCGACAAUGGGAUUCUCACGGCACAUUUUGUACCGCAUUUCCGUGCGAGCAUCAUUUACUUCUAGCCACGGUACCUCCUGCAGCCACUUUUCAACAAAAGUCCUUUUUUCGGUAGCUCCGGUGACGUCUCUGUCGUUUGUCUGUCUUUUGACGGGGGUGGGGGAACACGGAAGUAAUUACUCAGUGUGGCCUGCCUCAUCGACAUUUUGAGAAGUUAUUUUCUCGUGUCCGCCGCAAAUACAAUGGUCAGCCAUCGGUACGCAAAAGCGUAUGGAAGCCGUUGAGGGCCAGCGCGUUUGUCUACGUCCAGUAUGCAUGCGCGCAUGCGGACCACUUAUGUGCACCCCUGACUAUAACAGAACUUAAAAUGACUAUGAAAUUGUCAGAUUUUAGGCUAGUUGCACAAAAAUCACCAAACUGCAGAGAUACCAUAAUUUUUGGACUAUAAGGCGCACCUGACUAUAAGCUGCACCCACCAAAUUUGACACAAAACAGCAUUUGUUCACAGAUAAGCCGCACUGGACUAUAAGCCGCAGCACUCCUCACUGUAUUAUGGAAUAUUUACACCAAAAGAUCGUAACCGGUAACACUUUAUUUGACAGCGCCACCGUAAGACUGUCAUAAGACCAAAUGAACCACCAUGAAGCUUUGAACCAAUGGGCUGAAAAGCUUCAUUGCUUCGAGAAGCCAGGGGUGGGAUAGUCAGGCAGCUGAAAAAAUAGCCCGUCCCCUAAAGGGGACACCGGGUGACUGGUAAUUAAAAGACUAGUCAACUAGAUAUUAGAAUUGGAAAACACAAAUAAAGUAAAGACCAGUGGUAAGUAGAGUGAAAAACGGGGGAUAGGACUCAGUGGCUGUACUUCCCCCAGCAUUAUAGCUCCUAGUGCAGCUUAGGCUGAAAUGUGAGUUCAGUCUUUUUUCAACAAGCCUGACCAUAAGCUUUUUCAAAUAGGAACGUUUUUAGUCUAAUCUUAAAUGUACAGACUGUGUCGGCCUCUUUAAUAUUAGCUUGAAGCUGAUUCCAUAAGACAGGAGCUUGGUAACUAAAGGCUCUCGCUCCUACUGUACUUUUAGAGACCCUGGGAACUACCAAUAGACCUGCAUUCUGAGAAGGAAGUAUUCUGUUGGGGUGGUAUGGAACUAGAGCAUCUGUGAGAUAAGAUGGCCCCAAACCAUUAAUGGUCUUAAAUGUAAGAAGGAGGAUUUUAAAUUUAAUUCUAAAAUCGACUGGAAGUCAGUGAAGGGCUUGGAGCACUUGGAUGAUGUGCUCUCUUCUAUUAGUUCCUGUUAAAAGUCUUGCUGCUGCGUUCUGGACUAGCUGAAGACCUUUUAGGGAACUUUUAGGACGAGCUGCAAGUAAGGAGUUACAGUAAUCCAAUCUAGAUGUAACGAACGCGCGAAUUAAUUUUCCUGCAUCGCUUUUAGACAGAAUAUUUCUAAUUUUGGCUAUGUUGCGCAAGUGAAAAAAGGCUGUUCUGCAGGUUUGUUUAAUAUGAGCUUUAAAUGAGAGGUCUGAUUGAAAUGUAACAUAAAAUAAAAGCCAGUUUAUUUUUUGUAUGGACACAGAAAUCAAUCAGAGGGGGUGGCUAUUAAAAAGAAAAUUGAAAAAAAACUUGUAAUCACUAUGAAAUCUGGAUGUCAAAAAUUAUUAUUCGAUGUUUUUUGCGUCCUAUAUGGUAUACUGGGGGCGGGUUUCAAUAAGCUUCGGCUUCUCCCGUCUGCCCUUUUCUUUCCGGGUUGAAUUAAUUGUAAACACAUAUAAAUGCUGUAUGUUUGUUUGGAUUUGUCAUGCCUGAAGGGAAAAUAAAUUUAAGAAAAAAAAUAAAAUAAAAUAAAUAAUAAAAAAAUGUCUAAAUUACUAUUUUCCAAUCCAACUGGACAACAAAAUAAAGAGCUUUUUAAGUAAAUGAAUGCAUACAUUCCAGAAUCUCUAAAUAUGAACAUAAAAGUGUCUAGAUUCUUGGUUAAAAGCAAAAAACACUGGGCAGUUAUCAGUCAUUUUACGUAAAUAUUUUAAGCUAAAAUUACGCAUUUUUUUUUCCAUUUCAUUUGUUUCACAACGUUUCAAAGUGGUGCCAUUUUAUGUAAUAUUUACCUUGACUCCUCGACCAAGACAUUCUUGAGACAUGCGUGUCUGUUUGUAUGCACUAAAACCUUCUUUCCCACCUAAAUCCGGCGUUCGAACGCAGCGUGUGUUUGAGUUUAUCGCAGUGAAAGCUGACACGACGCUCUGCCUGGCCUGGCCCCCUACGGGAAGGAGUGGCACAAUGUCUGUAGGAACUAUCUCGUCAACUGAUAGUGAAGUCUAUGAUUUUGUUGUUGCUACAAUUCAUGAUGAAUCAGGUUGGAUCACCUAAUACAUAGGUACAAUUAAGCCUGUCAUGAAAAACAAUAAGUCAAUUUAUCAGUAAAUAAAAAUGAGGCCGCUAAUUAUCUCGGCUGCGAUUUAUCACGGGUACGCACAAAUGUACGCACGCGUGUUUACGUGUGCUGCGUGCACUCGGCACAUGGGCGUGUUGAUUUCAUAUGAGACUCCAGUUCCUUUCAUAGAUGUUUAUUGGUCAUUAACACGUCAUAGAAUUAGAAUUCAGACAUAAAAAUAUACGGCAAAACAUCUGUAUUAAACAUUGUAACAUGUUAGCAUUGCUACAUUGAGGCUAAUGGAAAAAAGACAAUGUACUAACCAGUAUAGUCUGCUGUAAAACAUUGGCAGUGUUCUCCAAAAUGCAAAAUUGCGGUUAAAAGCUGUGACUUCAAACAUGAAAACUGGCUGGUUUACAGCAUUAGCUAACCGAAAAAAAGAAAAAAUAUCUAUUACUGACACCACAUGCAUGACAAAAAGAGAAGUGAACUUUUUAUUCCGGAGUGCAAAGCUUAUGGUUAACGGUUUAGCAAACAUACUUCUUGUGAACAUUUCAAAAUAAAAGCACAUCAUGUUCAACAUGUAAAUCAAGAUUUCUGGAGUUAAUCUCGCAUACUUCAGAUUCUACUCUUAAGAUGUAGCCUAAUAAGAAGCUACUUUACGUAGUGCGUUUCCGCCUCUGUUAAAAUCAAAGAUAUUGAAAGCAUCUUGUGUUUUAGAAUCGGUUUAACAAAUAAGGAAAUCGUUAAUAUUUUGCCUCAUCUACAUCAAAUUAUAAUCAAAAGAAGGAUUUAUACCAAUGCUUAAUCGUAGCUCGCAGCUACAGUACACGUACGUAAAAAGCGUAGCUGAUUACAGCUAUUUACCCCUUUUUUUCUCGUAGCAAUCGUACGACUUUUAUCUUGUAGUCCUUUUUUUUUCUUCUUCAUUUGGCCCUAAUACGUACUAUAUUACCACAACAAUAAUAGUCCUCUUAACGGACCCUCGUCCGUUGACAACUUAAAUCUUUUCUAAACACUUCAAAAUUCUCAUCUGAAAUUACAACCCGUGACAUCAGCAAUGAACAAAUCUAUGAUAGGAUGUGAUGAUUCGGGUCAUACACAUGCCAUAAAGAGCUUAAACGUUAUGUCAAUGUAUUAAGGUUGUUUUCACCGACUUAAACCAAAAUUACAUUAAUUAACCUGAAAUACCUUUCUGUGCAUUUUUCUCCCGGUUUCCAACUCUGCACCAAGCUUGCAACAGGAGAACUGAUGUGAUUUUCAAAAUAAAGCGUGUAAAGGAACAAUUUGUAUUUGACGUGCUAUUUCAGACGUCUUCUAGCAAAUAGUGUGUUACCAAUUAGCUAUAUACAGUAAAUUAAUUUUGACGUGUUGUUAAAUUAUACAAAUUAGAAUGUACCUUUAAAUCUUUGAAAAAAAAAAAAAAAAAAAAUCACAUUUGCAAGGCGUGACGGCUUUUAUUUUGGUGUGGUGGUCCGCCACAAUCUUUUAAUUGUAGGGGAAACCCUGCUGAUGAGGUUUGGGUGGGCCUACUCUAUAAGAGUUCAUAUGAAACUCGAGAAAUGACGGGACUUUGCACCGAGCAUGUUUCAAUCUUUCAAAUGCCUCAUUCAUUUGAAAGAAAGGUGCUUUUUUCCCUUAUUGUGCAUAUCAUUGUGUUAAGUCAUUUAAUUUAUUUUGUAUACAACAAUAGUUUAUCGUUUUUGCAUCUUUCUUUUGCUAUUGUCCCCCAAUUAUCAUUUUCUUCUUUUUCAAAAAAAAAAAACCUUCAUUGAAAUUUUCCUCACCGUUUUCCCUUAACAGCUGAAAACACCAAACGAUGCGACUUCUUGUUGCUGGAUCAGUAUUAUUACAUUAUGGAGUUACAAUUGGUAUUAUAUACUUGGUAUGUUGUAAUGCUAUACUGCAUUGUAAAAAUCAUUAUUGAUAACUGUCUGUAUUAACCACCUUUUUCAAACAUUACCCAUGUUUAUCAGACAAGUUUGUGACAUCUGCUCAAAAAUUACCCAAUGGGGUUAAUUGUACGGUAUUUAUCAAAAAUAAUAAAAUCUUUGUUACUAAAAAAAGACACUCCUUCUUUACUCAGUAACAAUUUUGAAGUUUUAAAGGGAUCCUCGAUUUGAGACAAGUAAUUCUUAAAAGAUAAAUGUUAGUAUGAGUUAGAAUAAUUUGGUAUUAAAACUAGGGCUGUCAAAAUUAUCGCGUUAACGGGCGUUAAUUAAUUUUUUAAAUUAAUCACGUUAAAAUAUUUGACGCAGUUAACACAUGCACUAAAUGACCCGCUCGCAUAUUGCCUCAAACAGAUUACAAUGAGGCCGUUUAUGGACAUUAAGAGUGAAGAAAAUGCCACCGGCCGCUUGGGGGCAGCGCCGUUCCAUACUCAUGUUAUUUCUUCUAAACGUGGGAGAAUUAGUAGUUUUGAGACGUUUAUGCUGUAUUCACAAUGCAAUGCAAAUUGCUAUUUGUGCUCCACACAUAUUUCAGUAAGUUUUCUUUCUUUUAGUGGCAAUUAUGUGUCUCUUGUUGUAUUUUGGGUAAGAUAUGUACAGAUAUAUGUUAUACAGUAAAGGCAAGUGGACACAGGCGUUCUUUGGACCGCACCGUUUAUUGGCAUAAGCUUCUCCUUCACAACAAACAUAAGUAUCGUUUAGUGAAAGCACAACAAAAAUAAUAUUCCUAUCCCUCCAAAAAAAAAAAUAUUGUUCACAAAAAGAAAAGCACUUCAGCCUAUAGUAAUGAGGCCCUAUUCUGACACACAGUUAAAAAACAAUGCAAAAUGAACUGGCAUUCCAUAUCAAAAUAGCUAUGCAAAAUACACGUAAAACUUAGACUUUGUUCACUCUAUUUUUUUUUUUUUUUUUAUUCUUAUUAUAUUAACUUUACUAUUGAUUGAAAAUUUUACAAAUUUUAUUAAAACAAAAAUAUGAAGAGGGGUUUUAAUAUAAAAUUACUAUAACUUGUAACUAUAACAAUUAUCUUUUAAGAACUACAAGUCUUUCUAUCCGUGGAUCACUUUAACAGAAAGAAUGUUAAUAAUAGCAUUUGUGGAUUUAUUGUUACAAUAAACAAAUACAGUACUUAUGUACAGUAUGUUGUAUGUAUAUAUCCGUCAUGUGUCUUAUCUUUCCAUUCCAACAAUAAUUUACAGAAAAAUAUGAAUAUUUUAGAGAUGGUUUGAAUUGCGAUUAAUUGCGAUUAAUUAAUUUUUAAGCUGUAGUUAACUCGAUUAAAAAUUUUAAUCGUUUGACAGCCCUAAUUAAAACCCCUCUUAAUGUUUUCGUUUUUCAUAAAAUUUAUUUUAUUUUUAAUUAUUUUAACUGAUAGGUCGCCAUUCUUGUUGACGUCGCAAUGCCCGCUGCCGAACUUCCAGCGUGUCACUCGUUAGCUACCCCAAAAUGUUGUCGGUUCUGCCCUUCCAAUUUGAACCAGAGCGGAAAAGUGAAGAGCAGGACAGCACUGUCGGUCGUUCACAAGACGAGCAGCAAAGGCAAAAUGCAAAGCAGGAAACACCUAAUAAGACUAGAGUUUGGGAAAACUGGUGAUGUACUUGGAGCAAGUGCAUCUCAAUGACAAUAGAGUGGGAGAGUGUAUGCUGUUGAGAACUCUGGUUUUUGUUAGCAGAUCUUCAAGGUGAGCUAUUGCGUGAUCAAACUUAUUAUUCCAACAUAAUUAUGUAGAUUGUUAGCAUCCAGAGCUGUCAUGUGCUUUACAUACAGUACAGGCCAAAAGUUUGAACACACCUUGUCAUUCGUUCAAUUUUAUUUUCAUGACUAUUGACAUUAUAAACGCUCACCGAAGGUAAUAAAACUAUGAAUGCACACGUGUGAUAGUCAGGAUCGGAGUCGUGUCGUGGCUGACGUCCUCAUUAAAUUCGUCAUCUGACGGGAACAAAUCCUGGGAUCGCGUGUCCUCCAUGUCUUGUACAUCCAACUCGCAUUUAGCUACUAAGGGUGUAACGGUACAUGUAUUCGUAUUGAACCGUUUCGGUACUUGGUGAUCGGUUCGGAACGGAGGCGUACCGAGCGAGUUUCUGACGUAAUGUCACCCCUUAUUUUUCGAGGCUGUGAGUCGAUCGGGUUACAGUUUCUUUGUGUAUAUUAUAUGUACUCCGUCUUCUCUACUAUAACGAGGACCAACACGGUAGGACAGUAAGAAACGUCAACGGCGCGACAACGUGCCCGCCGUGAGAACGCAGUGAAACGCGGCCGUUAAAGUCAAUCAGCCAAUGCACACCAGUCGCAGUGCGGCCGCGUGUUAGACGCAUCCCAGAAGCCGCUCAACGCAAUGCACGCGAAAAGAACAGCAGAGUUUAUUAUUUGACACGAGACGCAGCCCUCCUGCGUCAAUACUACUAGCUAGCAGACCGGAAGUCACUCGUGUAAAAAUACGGUGGAUCCGGUCGAUUUUUAAACUAAUAUGCAAUCGUAACACACUUUUUGAGUCCAUCAGAUCUCUUGAGUGCUAGAUCGGGGCACAAUUGACUUGUCUUUGUUGAUUUACAGUUGUCUUCUCUGCUAUAAUAAUAACCAACACGGCCCCGUGUUCAAUACAAAACCCUCCUACCACAACAAAACAACUAAAGAACUAAAGAUGUCCCAAUCGAUCGGCUUCCCGAUCGAUUGGGUCCGAUCAUGUCAUUUUCAAAGUAUCGGAAUCGGCAAAAAAAUAUCGGACAUGCCUUUUUAAAAAUAUAUACAUAUAUAUUUUAAUUAAAUCGUUUUCUAAUUGUAUUUCACGUUACAGACAAAAUGUCUGACACUCAUCCAGAGUCUUUAGUUUUGGCUUAAAGUAGGACUGUCAAAUUUAUCGUGUUAACGGCGGUAAUUGAUUUUUUAAAAAUUAAUCACGUUAAAAUAUUUAAUGCAGUUAACGCAUGCGCUGCACGACCCACUCACGCAUUGUCGCGUUCAAUCCAUAGAGGCGCCGUUUUACCUAUAUAUAUAUAUAUAGAGCUUAAAGGCAGUGUAAAAUGAGUAGAGUGAAUUUAGGCAGUCUUUGGAGCCUUUAUUUAAUUGGCUAAAGCCUUAAAAUCCCCCUCUCAACAAUUAAAAAUAUUGUGGGAAGCAAUGUGGGGAAGAAAGGUAGUAGUUAAUCUUUUUCUUAACACCAUAUGUUAUUUCUCAACGCAGAGUAUAUCAAUUGGUGUCACUAUGCACAGUCAUGGUUGCACUUCCCAUCAUGCAUUUGGGCAUAACAGUUAAAUGGCUACAGUAUCAUUUACUGAAAGCUCAACAAAUACACUAGAUGGCAAUAUUUAGUCACAAUAUACAAAGUCACAUUUAUCCUUUAAGAAUUACAAGUCUUUCUAUCCGUGGAUCCCUCUCUCAGAAAGAAUGUUAAUAAUGUAAAUGCCAUCUUUAGGAUUUAUUGUCAUAAUAAAUUAAUACAGUACUUAUGUACUGUAUGUUGAAUGUAUAUAUUCGAGUUUUAUUCAUUUUUUUCGUAAUGCAUUGCCAAAAUGUAUAUGAUCGGAAAAAAUUAUCGGGAAUGAUUGGAAUUGAAUCGGGAGCAAAAAAAAAAGCAAUCUGAUCGGGAAAUAUCGGGAUCAACAGAUACUCAAACUAAAACGAUCGGGAUCGGAUAUGGAGCAAAAAAACAUGAUCGGAACAAUCCUAGUAGGAACUAAUAUUCACAUAGGAACUUAAGUUAUACAACAUAAAAUGUACAAUAUAAAUGAAUACUACAUCACAUUUGUAAAAUACAAACACAAUACAACACACAAUACAAACACAUAAUAAAAUAAAUAAUAGCCCAUUCAAAUAAAAUAAAUUGAAAUGAGCUAAAACACCUGUAAUUAAAUAAUAAGAAUAAUACACAGAUCCUACUUACACAAUUAAAUUUAUUAAUUUCUGUGUGGAGCUUUAACUUGAGAAAAUCCACCAAUAAAGCUUUUGAAAACCGUUCAUAAGAAAAAAAAAAUCAUUGAGGCAUUUCAUUUGUAAAAUACAUGUUAAAAUCUUUGUCAUUGGGAUUGCAUUUCUCUUUAGCACAGGACUUUUUUCUUCUUUCUUUCAGAAAGAAAGCUGACCAAUACGCGGGGUCUGAAAGGCAAAUUGUUGUUGGAUUAUCUUUAAAUACCCGCUACUUUUUGAGCAGAAUUCUAGCUUUGUAUCCUAUUGUUGAAAGCACAAAGGUGUGUAAUAAACAACUAGCACAUUUAUAUUUUGCAUUUUGUUUUCUUACUGUACCGAAAAUUAACCGAACUGUGACCUCAAAACAGAGGUACGUACCGAACCGAGAUUUUUGUGUACCGUUACACCCCUAUUAGCUACAUAAAGGUGGUCCAUAUUAAAUGCUCGGCGCGCAUCAGCUGGCCACUGCACUGCUGCAUUGGACGUGUCUGGAUCAGUUUGAGUGGCAGCAUCACUCAUACUAGGUGAAUACUGAACAAACUCACUUACUGCCUGAUGAACUGACAGUAGAGGUGAAUUAUUAGCUUCCUCUGUGACUAGCGGUACGCCCAAAGGUUCGCCUACCACUGUAUAACGACAGGAGCAGCUUGCCUGCUUAAGAGAGCGGCCAGAGUUGUUUGUCUUUUGCGCUUUAUUGCUCGCAUUUCACUUGCUAUCCGGGGGCGUUGAGGCUUCUUGUGAUGGAAAAUAGUUGGAACAGCAUUUGAUUUUAUUGCUUUCUAUUCCUCUUGUGCUUAUCUUCAUUGCUGAUUUAAAUUAUUAUUAGUAGUAGUAUUUGUUUUUAUUAGGGCUGUCAAACGAUUGAAAUUUUUAAUCGAGUUAAUUACAGUUAAAAAAUUAAUCGUAAUUAAUUAAUUUUUCUGUAAGUUAUUGUUGGAAUGGAGAGAUAAGACACAAGACGGAUAUAUACAUUCAACAUACGGUACAUACACUAAGUACUGUAUUUGUUUAUUAUAACAUUAAAUCAACAAGAUGGCAUUAACCUUAUUAACAUUCUCUUAAAGCGAUCCAUUGAUAGAAAGACUUGUACUUCUUAAAAGAUAAAUGUUAGUACAAGUUAUAGAAAUUUUAUAUUAAAACCCCUCUUAAUGUUUUCGUUUUAAUAAAAUUUGUAAAAUUUUCAAUCAAAAAAUAAGCUCGCCAUUGUUGAUGUCAAUAAUUACACCAUGCUCCCUCAUUGUGCUGAAACCCAUAAACUCAUUUAGACCCAAGCGCCAGCAGAAGGCGUCAAACACCAAAAAACAAGUAACAAGCGGACAUUACACUGCUGUCAUUUUAAUCUGUUUGAGCGGGGCAUGUGCGUUAAUUGUGUCAAAUAUUUUAACGUGAUUAAUUUCAAAAAUUAAUUACCGCCCGUUAACGCGAUAUUUUUGACAGCCCUAGUUUUUAUGUAUAAUGUUAUUUCCUAUUUCGAUUGUCUGUUUUUACGUUCGAUUGAUUUUAAUGUGAUUUUUAUGAUCUUCAUGUGAUUUAAAGCAAAGUAAAUAAAUUUCCCUUGCCUUGCCCUACACAAUUGGAAACCUCCCAAUUACGUCAUCACUCCGAGCCCGUAAAACAUGGCGCCAACUAUCGGUCAAAAUAUGUACUAAAUAUUAUAAAAUAUUGACAAUGAUUUAACAUUUUAUGUGUUUCUAACAGCAUAUUUUAGUACAAGAGAACAAUUGUGCUUUAUUAGAACCUACAUGUCUUUAAGAUCGAGGAUCCCUUUAAUGAUCACUUAUAGAUCUUUUUCGACCAAAUAUUGAGCCUACAUUUGGUCCGCAGAGUUCAGACAUUACUUUUAAAGUGCAUCUGACACGAAAAAGCAUGUUUAUUUCAUAACGCACGCAGUAUUUUAUGCUCCUGAAUGAUAUGGACCACUUGGAUGUGUGUGGAAGCGAUCGCUAUAUUUAUUUAGUUUUUUUAAUCCCGCGCCAUGAAAAUGAGUGACUUCCGGCUUCGGUCUUCAAUUGAGGAGGAGGGCGCUGUGAUGUGUAUGGAUGAAGGCGUCCUCUUCUCUAUACAGCCGUACUGUUGUGUAUGAGGACUAGGAUUUAGCGGAUUUUGCGGAUUAACCCGUUCAUUUUUCGCAUCACGCCAGCCAAACGGCUGCAGAAAAAUCUUGCUGUAUGAGGGAGAGGCGUGUGCGCCUUUUUGGAGUAUCAAAAGUUUCCCAUUCACCGUGGAUAUUGGCCAAGCCCUACUACUGUGGGACCAUUGGACUUAUGAGGAAGUGAGUAAACAUCUUGUUUUGUAUUACAUCAAAUAUUAAUACAGCGAUUACAAAGUAAACACUACAAACUUUCUUUAAAUAAAGGACUACUUACGUUUGAUCAUUGAGAGGCAUGUAAAAAGCUCUCCUCGUGCACAUUAGCUGCACAACAACUGCAGCCGCCCUCCUCCGGGGAACGAGCUGUAAAUUGCUCUCCGCCGGGCUGUUUGCCGAUCCGCGAAGACAAUCGACAACCCAGUCGUCAUGUCAAAUAAUCCAGGCUAGUUAUGUGUCAUUUUCCGCUUCGAAGACUUUGAAACAUCACUCGGUUCGGGUUAGCUUGUCGGCUAGCUGUCACGCCUCUUGGUUUGUUUACAUUCUCCGAAGCCGGGGAAGGGAAAUGACAUAUGUCCGAUUUAGGUGUCAUAAAAUAUCGUUCGGGAGGUGUGACAGUAAAGGUGAAGACGACAGUUUUGACCAUUAUGGAGUAAUUUUGCCAUGUUGUCCUGAAUAAGUGCAUUUUUAUUAUUUCAUAUUCCAUUUAGCACAAGACUGUUAUUUGUCAUGACCAUGCCAUUUAUUUAGCAGUUGGGGAAAAUACUUGGAUAAAAAGAAUAUCCUGUAAAAAUAUUGAAGUAAAGAGACAGAAACAACGACAUUUUGCAGAUCUUUUCGUCGCGUUUUCCUCGUUCUGAAUAGUUCCCCCUCGACGGGCUGACUGGUCCUUGUCAAGCCAUUUAUUUAGCUAUUGUGGAAAAAUACUUGGAUAAAAAGAAUAUCCUGUAAAAAUAUUGUAGUCGAGAGACUGAAACAAUGACAUUUUGCAGCUCUCUUCGUCGCGUUUUCCUCGUUCUGAAUAUUUCCCCCUCAA